Mesoplodon densirostris (Blainville's beaked whale) is the source of this 1785-nucleotide messenger RNA. It is a transcript of the gene UBC, whose product is annotated as ubiquitin C. Gene Ontology annotation, molecular function: protein tag activity; ubiquitin protein ligase binding. Gene Ontology annotation, biological process: protein ubiquitination; modification-dependent protein catabolic process. NCBI's taxonomy places the organism in Eukaryota, Metazoa, Chordata, Mammalia, Artiodactyla, Ziphiidae. The coding region runs from base 114 to 1715 and encodes 533 amino acids. The record is from RefSeq and is a predicted model, not a curated record. The transcript is spliced from 2 exons. Gene Ontology annotation, cellular component: cytoplasm; nucleus.
ACCUGUAACUAUAUAAGGGAGCGCCGUUAGGGGCGCUGCGCAGGCGGUUUCGUGAAGACUGGGACGUGAGUUGCAGUUUUUCUGCGUUUGCUGCCGUCACCACCACUUUGACAAUGCAGAUCUUCGUGAAGACCUUGACGGGUAAGACCAUCACCCUGGAGGUGGAGCCCAGUGACACCAUCGAGAACGUCAAGGCGAAGAUCCAAGACAAGGAGGGCAUCCCCCCUGACCAGCAGAGGUUGAUCUUUGCCGGGAAACAGCUGGAAGAUGGGCGCACCCUGUCUGACUACAACAUCCAGAAAGAGUCCACUCUGCACCUGGUCCUCCGCCUCAGAGGUGGGAUGCAGAUCUUCGUGAAGACCUUGACGGGUAAGACCAUCACCCUGGAGGUGGAGCCCAGUGACACCAUCGAGAACGUCAAGGCGAAGAUCCAAGACAAGGAGGGCAUCCCCCCUGACCAGCAGAGGUUGAUCUUUGCCGGGAAACAGCUGGAAGAUGGGCGCACCCUGUCUGACUACAACAUCCAGAAAGAGUCCACUCUGCACCUGGUCCUCCGCCUCAGAGGUGGGAUGCAGAUCUUCGUGAAGACCUUGACGGGUAAGACCAUCACCCUGGAGGUGGAGCCCAGUGACACCAUCGAGAACGUCAAGGCGAAGAUCCAAGAUAAGGAGGGCAUCCCCCCAGACCAGCAGAGGUUGAUCUUUGCCGGGAAACAGCUGGAAGAUGGGCGCACCCUGUCUGACUACAACAUCCAGAAAGAGUCCACUCUGCACCUGGUCCUCCGCCUCAGAGGUGGGAUGCAGAUCUUCGUGAAGACCUUGACGGGUAAGACCAUCACCCUGGAGGUGGAGCCCAGUGACACCAUCGAGAACGUCAAGGCGAAGAUCCAAGAUAAGGAGGGCAUCCCCCCAGACCAGCAGAGGUUGAUCUUUGCCGGGAAACAGCUGGAAGAUGGGCGCACCCUGUCUGACUACAACAUCCAGAAAGAGUCCACUCUGCACCUGGUCCUCCGCCUCAGAGGUGGGAUGCAGAUCUUCGUGAAGACCUUGACGGGUAAGACCAUCACCCUGGAGGUGGAGCCCAGUGACACCAUCGAGAACGUCAAGGCGAAGAUCCAAGACAAGGAGGGCAUCCCCCCAGACCAGCAGAGGUUGAUCUUUGCCGGGAAACAGCUGGAAGAUGGGCGCACCCUGUCUGACUACAACAUCCAGAAAGAGUCCACUCUGCACCUGGUCCUCCGCCUCAGAGGUGGGAUGCAGAUCUUCGUGAAGACCUUGACUGGUAAGACCAUCACCCUGGAGGUGGAGCCCAGUGACACCAUCGAGAACGUCAAGGCGAAGAUCCAAGACAAGGAGGGCAUCCCCCCUGACCAGCAGAGGUUGAUCUUUGCCGGGAAACAGCUGGAAGAUGGGCGCACCCUGUCUGACUACAACAUCCAGAAAGAGUCCACUCUGCACCUGGUCCUCCGCCUCAGAGGUGGGAUGCAGAUCUUCGUGAAGACCUUGACGGGUAAGACCAUCACCCUGGAGGUGGAGCCCAGUGACACCAUCGAGAACGUCAAGGCGAAGAUCCAAGACAAGGAGGGCAUCCCCCCAGACCAGCAGAGGUUGAUCUUUGCCGGGAAACAGCUGGAAGAUGGGCGCACCCUGUCUGACUACAACAUCCAGAAAGAGUCCACUCUGCACCUGGUCCUGCGCUUGAGGGGAGGUGUCUAAGUUCUCCCUUUUAAGCUUUUGACAAGUUUCGUUGCACUUUCGUUUCAAUAAAGUUGUUGGCAUUCUCAAA